Oryza sativa Japonica Group (Japanese rice) is the source of this 1613-nucleotide messenger RNA. Its product is annotated as polyadenylate-binding protein RBP47. The record is from RefSeq and is a predicted model, not a curated record. NCBI's taxonomy places the organism in Eukaryota, Viridiplantae, Streptophyta, Magnoliopsida, Poales, Poaceae. Gene Ontology annotation, molecular function: mRNA binding. Gene Ontology annotation, cellular component: cytosol.
AUGCAGGCGGUGGUGGCGAACGGCGGCGGCGGGGACGUGGUGCAGAAGCCGCAGCAGGUGGUGGCGGCGCCGCCGCCGCCCCAGGCGGCGCUGCCGCCGCCGCCUCAUUGGGUGGCCAUGCCGUUCGCGCCCCCGGGGGCGGCGGCCAUGGUAAUGCAGCACCAGAUGGCGCCGGCGCCGCCCCAGUUCGCCCCGCACUUCGUGCCGUUCCACGCGGUCGGCCCGCCGCCGCCGCCGCAGCCGCGGGCGGCGCCGCCGCCCGUGGCCGUGGCGAUGGGCUCCCCGGCGCCGCACGCGCAGGGCGGCGGCGGCGGGCAGGAGGAGAACAAGACCAUCUGGGUCGGCGACCUCCACUACUGGAUGGACGAGAACUACCUCCACAGCUGCUUCGGCUACACCGGCGAGGUUGUAGCAAUAAAGGUUAUUCGUAAUAAGCAAACUGGACAAUCGGAGGGUUAUGGAUUUGUAGAGUUCUACAGUCAUGCUGCUGCUGAGAAAGUACUUGAAGGAUUUGCUGGUCAUAUAAUGCCAAACACUGACCAACCUUUUAGGAUAAAUUGGGCAUCAUUUAGCAUGGGGGACAGACGUUCAGAUAUUGCUUCAGAUCAUUCCAUAUUUGUAGGCGACCUUGCUUCUGAUGUCAAUGAUACCACAUUACUAGAGACUUUCUCCAAAAGGUACUCCUCUGUCAAAGGUGCGAAAGUUGUUAUUGAUGCUAAUACUGGUAGAUCAAAGGGCUAUGGUUUUGUGAGAUUUGGAGAUGAUAACGAGAAGACACAUGCCAUGACUGAGAUGAAUGGUGUGUAUUGCUCUACCAGGCCAAUGAGAAUUGGCCCUGCAACUCCCAGAAAAACCUCAGGUACUUCUGGACCUACUGGUUCAGCUGCUCGAUCAGAUGGAGAUUUGACAAACACAACUGUAUUUGUCGGUGGGCUUGAUCCAAAUGUUAGUGAAGAUGACCUUAGGCAAACAUUUUCGCAAUACGGUGAAAUUUCAUCGGUAAAGAUCCCAGUUGGGAAACAGUGCGGCUUUGUGCAGUUUGUUCAGAGGAAGAAUGCGGAAGAUGCAUUGCAAGGACUGAACGGAAGCACCAUUGGGAAACAGACCGUGCGUCUUUCGUGGGGACGCAAUCCAGCAAACAAGCAGUUGAGGAGUGACAAUGGCAGUCAGUGGAACAACGGGAUGUACUACGCAGCCUCGCCGUUUUACAGUGGAUACGGCUACCCUGCACCGUUCCCUGCUGAUCCGGGCAUGUACGCUGCUGCUUAUGGCGCCUACCCGUUCUACGGAAACCAACAACAAGUGAGCUAAGAGGUCACUUGUGCUUCACCUCAAACUGGAGCUAGGCACGCAAGCAUUAGCAGUAGCUCUUGCUAGAAGAAAAAAAGAACAAGGUAGACGACGGUUUCCUAGGUCAGCUAGAUGCAGUCACUGGUUAUGUAAAGUACAUUACUACACGAACUAGCUAGCGCCACUAAGCCGCCCUAUUGACUGGCCAUGGUCUGCUGAACUCUUCUUCCAGAAAAGAAGUUUUGACCUGGAGCUGCACCUUAUUGAAGUAGAACAAUAAACUAUUCAAAUACCUACUGUGCGCUAUCUGAUCUUUUUUUUUU